Heterobasidion irregulare TC 32-1 is the source of this 759-nucleotide messenger RNA. RefSeq lists its product as uncharacterized. The transcript has 3 exons. The coding region runs from base 1 to 759 and encodes 252 amino acids. Gene Ontology annotation, molecular function: MAP kinase scaffold activity. Lineage: Eukaryota; Fungi; Basidiomycota; Agaricomycetes; Russulales; Bondarzewiaceae. The record is from RefSeq and is a predicted model, not a curated record.
AUGGAUCGCUUCCUGCGCGUUCUGUCCCCCGACCGCUCCAAGGCAACUUCGACACGGGACCCUCCACGCCCGUACGCCCGCCGCCUGUUCCAAGCCCAAAGCGACCCCUUCGCCGCCGCGGUCGCCCCGCCGCUCGACGAGCCCGCGGCCACGCGCAAGUCACGCCAGCGCGCGGAGGCGGAGGCGCGCAGGGUAAGCAGCGCCAUCGACGAGCAGCUCCGGAAGGAGCACGUCGAGGCGGCGGUGCGCAGGGCGCGCGGGCGCGUCCCGAUCACGGCGCGCCUGCACGCCGUGCACGCAAAUGUGUUUCGCCCGCAAGCCGAGCCCGACUCGGAGAUGCCUGCGUCGGACGCGGACGCGCUGGACCCGGUGCGCAGGCCGAGGGUGCAUUUCGAGGAGAUCACGAAGUUUUUGGAGCUCGAUCUCGCUACAGAGCCGGCUAAUUAUCGUACGCGCUCGAGGCACAAACUCAGUAUACUGAUCAGCGUCAAGUUCGAAGAACUCUCGACGGACGUGUAUGACGAGCUCCUGCGACGAAGGAGUAACUUUGAGGGAAAUGGACCCUUUGUUCCUCAUCUGCCCUACCAGGACGAUUUCCACCCCAAGCGUCUUAGCCAUCGUCAGUCGCUUUCGAGCCUAGGAGAGUCUGCAUUCGCACAUCUAGCAGGCGACAUCUGUUAUGAACUCUUGAGACGGUUUCCGGAGAUCGAACCUCAGGUGCAUCCGCAAAUAUAUCUCUUCUUGGGGUUCUUCGACUGA